AUGACACCAAGGUCUGGUGUGAGUGUUGAUGAUGAUGAGGUUGAUGGUGUUGGUGAUGAGAUUGGUGAUGUCAAUGAUAAUGAGGUUGAUGGUGUUGGUGAUAAGGUUGGUGGCAUCAACACGAGUGUCCAACCGCAGUGGACUACUGCCUUCGGUUCUAUCUUGAUCCGGACUGCUAACCUGCUAUGGGUGCCUUCGGACGUCAGGUAG
This is a messenger RNA of Ustilago hordei, 210 nucleotides long. RefSeq lists its product as uncharacterized. The transcript is spliced from 2 exons. Bases 1 to 210 code for a protein of 69 amino acids. The record is from RefSeq and is a predicted model, not a curated record. NCBI's taxonomy places the organism in Eukaryota, Fungi, Basidiomycota, Ustilaginomycetes, Ustilaginales, Ustilaginaceae.